Closterium sp. NIES-67 is the source of this 3821-nucleotide messenger RNA. The record is from the annotation of a GenBank genome assembly. NCBI's taxonomy places the organism in Eukaryota, Viridiplantae, Streptophyta, Zygnematophyceae, Desmidiales, Closteriaceae.
UAGAUAGAACCACAUCAGCUGCAGCAAAGUCUGUCAGCUGGUUCUCCAGGCUCUUGGACUGUAGAACAAGUGACCGUUGUAGUUGAGGUUCGUAGAGGCGAUUCUGCCCUUUCCGCGAUUCGCGAAGAGAACCGAGACGUGCACGUUAUAUGAGUCGAGCUUCGCUAGCAACGACCGUAUCUAUCGCCAUUCGCAAAUCGUUGGCGAAAUAUCUCGGACGACGCAUGUCCUGAUUAUGUAAAGAGUUCAGGACAAGUCGCGUGCUCUCGUGGCAGCCUUGUAGAGCAGCAACGAUGACGAGGAAUACACGUCUUAGAAGCGUCAGGGUCUGAGUGGCUAACUCGGCUUAGCUCGUAAAGCUUACCAGGCGCACGGUUGGAUCUGUGGGUUAUUAGUCUGGUUUGUGGAGGACCAGCUACAAUGUCUUUCUUCUCGCGGCUUAUAAAGGGGUCGCGUGUAUCGGAGGAUCUGGACCAGGAGUACCCCGUUAGGAAGGAUGUUGAUGUCAGCCAAGUCAGCAAGUUCCGUCCGCGGGUGAAGAAGCGGCUGUCAAAGGAGAGGUGGGAGGCGUGUCUGGACGAGUUCGGCCGGGUGUGGGCCAUAGAUGCGGCGCUCAAGCACAUACAGCGAGGGGGCAUAGAGCCGAGCAUUCGAUCGGAGGUGUGGCCGUUUCUCCUGGGGCUCUUCUCGCCCAACAGCACGUACGACGAGAGGGACGCCAUGCGGGAAGCCCGCAGGAACUUCUACGCGCACCUGAAGCACGAGUGCAACGAGAUUGACCCGGUGGUGGGCAGUGGGGUCGUGGUGGACUUCCCUCGCGUGCUGGAGGACGGCUCCAACGUGCCCGUGCCCUCCUACUACCAAGGCCCUGAUAUUGACACCCUCUCCACUCCUGCUGCUGCUGCUGCUGGUGCUGUUGCUGAUGGUACCGGUGCUGGUGGUGCUGGUGGUGGUGGUGGUGGUGAUCGUGAGGCGAAUGGUGGAGGGAGGGAAGGAGGGGGGGGGAGGGAGGGAGGGGAGGGGCAGAGCCCGGUGCUGACGGCGCGGCAGAAGCUGGUGCGGAGGGUGGGGGAGGAGCGCAUCCGCAAGUGGCGGCUGGGGCUGCACCAGAUAGGCGUGGACGUGCAGAGGGCGGACCGCACGCUGGUGUUCUACGAGGAGGAGGGCAACAGGUCGAGACUCAUGGAGGUGCUGGCGGUUUAUUCAUGGUUCGACCCGGAAGUGGGGUACUGCCAAGGCAUGAGUGACCUCAUGUCGCCUUUCAUCGUCACCUUCCCCAACAACGCCGAUGCCUUCUGGUGCUUUGAGCGCCUCAUGCGCCCCAUUCGGAGCGACUUCAUGGGCACAUCGGCCAGCAUCGGCGUGCAGAAGGAGAUUGACAACCUCAAGAAUAUCACUAGAGUGCUCGACCCGGAGCUCUACGCUCACCUAGACGAGAUCGGCGCGGGCUCCAUGUUCUUCACGGUGCGGCCCAUCAUGGCCAUGUUCCGGCGGGAGCUGUCCUUUGCCGACUCCAUCUACUUCUGGGAGAUGAUGUGGUCAUGGGAUUAUGAUGCCAGGGACGCUGACUUAUUGGCCAUGGCGGACCAGUCCGUGCUGCACCACACCAUGCACCUCUCGCACUCCGUCCUCUCCCCCCACGCCCUCGACCAAGCCUCUUUUGCCGCCGCCACCACCGCCGCUGCCGAAGCUGCCGCUGCUGUCACCUCCUCCGAGGGCUCUGGGGUCGUUGGCAUGCCGUCCGAUGCUGCCAAGGCUGCUGCCAGCGCUGCUGCCGCUGCUGUGGUGACUAGGGCUGGGGGCGGGGAGGAGGAGGAGCAGGAUGGGGGGAAAGGGAAGGGAGGAGGAGGAGGAAAGAGUGGGGGAGGAGAGGGAGUGGGGGAAGGCAAGCCGCCCAUCUCUCCAACAGGGAGUGGGAAAAAGUCUCCCAAGGGGAAGGGCGGAGGGGAUGGUACAGAUACGCAUAUGGAGGAUGCUCAUACGGAGGAUGUGGGGGGGAAGAGUCCUUUGAGACAAGGCACAAGAUCGUCCACUGCGUCCGCUUGGGCGUCUGUAGAAGCAGCAGUGACAUCAGGCGCUCUCACCGACGGCAGAAAGAACACAUCUGCUGCUGCUGGUGCCCUUUCCCGUGCCACCACGCCCUCACUCCCCACCCGAAACAGCCACAGCGCACGCAACCCCACCACCACCGCCAUCAACCCCAGUAACACCACAAAAAGCCACGCCAUCGAGGGCGCUCGCUCCCGCAGCUGGGCGGGCGUAGGCCCGUACAGAAAGGACGUGAUCAGAUACGUCACUCUAGACGCCUCUGCAGGUAAGCUUGCUGCCAGCAAAAGCGCCAAGUACCUCUCCUCAAGGCGGUCGGCCGUGGCUUUGUGGCACAAAGCACAGAAGCUCGCUGGGCCCGUGGGGACGGUAGCUGCUACUGCUGUUAUGCCUGCUGACCCUGUGGCGUUUGCCGUCUCGGCCUUAGCCGGCCGGCCAAUCACACCGUCUUAUGCUGCUGCUGGUGCUGGUGGCGGUGGUGCUGCUGGUGCCGCUGGUGCUGCUGGUGGUCCCUCCUCUGGUACAUCCCGGCCGCAGCAGCUGCAGGUGCCUCCUAGGCCAGGGUUUGCAGGGGACGGGAGAACCCACAGGAGCCCCCUGGGAAAGAGCCUGGGCGGGCUGCUGGCAGGUAGAUCUGGGGCAGGUGAUUCUGGCGGUCAGGGGGAGGGUAGAGAGGGGGGUGGUGGGGCAGGUGGGGCGGGCGGGGCAGAGGGAGUGAAGAAGAUGCACAGGCGGACGGGGUCGUUCGGGUUGGGAAGGAAAGGCAGCAAGAAACACACGGCGCUUCCAGCCGCUGCUGCCGCAGCCGCUGCAUCCGCUGCAUCCGCACCACCGUGCCAAAGCACUGCAGCAGAGCCGCAGCAGCAGCAGCAGCAGCAGCACGUGACGGAUACCAUAAUGACUGACCAGCCUGGGGCUGCUAGCAGGGAGGGCGGCAGCGCAGCAGCAGCAGCACAUGAGGCAGCAGAAGCAGCGGCGGCAGCAGCAGCAGCGGCAGCAGAGGAGGCGGGGGCCAUAGUUCCCCCGCAGCCGUCGGCGUUCUAUUUGCUCCCGGAGUCAGCGGGCGUGGCGGUGCCGUAUGUGAAGAGGGAGGAGCAGGAGCGCAUGACGACCUUCUGCGUGCUGGCGAUCGUGCUUAAACUGAGGGAUGACUUUAUCGAUGGGGCCCAAGGACUGGAUGAUGUGGUGGAUUUCUUCAAUGCAGCAGCAGGGUCGUGGGAUGUGAAGAAGCUCUGCAAACGAGCCGUGGACCUCCACAGGCAAUACCUUGUGCUGAAAUUGGCAGCGCAUGAGUGGGGCCGGGUCCUCUGACUGCAUGUGCGCUUCGACUCAGAUGCUCUUUAUCGAGGCCAACAGGCCCUUCAACUCAAUUAUGGAGGCCAACAGCCUGUUACAAUUCGAUUAUGGAGGCCAUUCAACUCGUCUGCGUCACUAGCUCAACAAGGGUGCACUGUAGCGCUGUGAAUCUACUUUUUGAGAUGCCUAAAAAGAAGGCCGGAGCAGGAAACCAGAGUAUCUGUAUGGCUCAGCGUUGAAACCUGGUUGCGUAGAGUAGACUCAUGUAUGCUUAGAAAGAACAAUUACCUGGUCUUGCAGGCAUUUGAAGGCCCGGUCUUAGGCUAGGCCUGGUCGGCGAGGCUCCAGCCGAAGGGCAAGCCAAAGGUGUUGAAAUUCACACGGUUUUGUCUGGAUGGGUUGUGUGUGAGUAAGGCCCUUGGUUGAACAGAAUUAUUCUGUGGUUGUCCUAUAUUGGGUUGGUUCGCCGUGCCCCGCAG